Molecule: messenger RNA, 1344 nt
Organism: Lactuca virosa
Lineage: Eukaryota; Viridiplantae; Streptophyta; Magnoliopsida; Asterales; Asteraceae
Source: the annotation of a GenBank genome assembly
AUGAAUGUGGAAGGAAGAUAUCUUUUCCACAAGAACCAAAACAAAGGGUCAUCGUCGUCAACAGACGUGGGUGAUGAAAUGAACUCUGUUUCAUCAUGUGUUUUUGACGUGAAGAAUUAUGGUGCCAUUGGAAAUGGUUCCACAGAUGACACCCCUGCUUUCGUUGAUGCGUGGAAGGCAGCUUGUGCAGUAGAAUCUGCUACUCUUUUAGUACCCUUCGGUUUCACUUUCAUGAUAACUUCCACACUAUUCUCUGGACCUUGCAAACCAGGCCUUGUGUUUCAAGUAGAUGGGAUCCUAACACCAGCUGUUGGACCAGAUAACUGGCCAAAGAAAGAUAGCAGAAGACAAUGGCUUGUGUUCUAUGAACUUGAUAACAUGAGUUUGACUGGAACUGGUACCAUUGAUGGCAAUGGCCAACAAUGGUGGGACCUCCCCUGCAAACCUCAUCGGGGUUCUGGUGGAAAAACAUUCCCUGGACCAUGUGAUAGCCCUACAUUAAUUCGGUUCUUUAUGAGCUCAAAUUUGCGUUUGAGUGGACUACGAAUACAAAAUAGUCCAAUGUUCCAUGUGAAGUUUGAUGGAUGUGAAGGGGUAAUGAUAGAUAAAGUGUUCAUUUCUUCUCCUAAGCUUAGUCCAAACACCGAUGGGAUCCAUAUCCAGAACACAAAGUCUGUUGGCAUUUACAACUCAACGAUAGGCAAUGGGGAUGAUUGCAUUUCAAUAGGACCGGGUUGUGUGAAUGUUGAUAUAGACGGUGUUAUCUGUGGACCUAGCCAUGGGAUCAGUAUUGGGAGCCUCGGUGUUCGCAACUCUCAGGCAUGUGUGUCCAACAUAACAGUACGCAACGUGGUAAUACGCGAUUCCGACAACGGAGUUAGAAUCAAGACAUGGCAAGGUGGGGCCGGAUCUGUAACAGGGAUAGCUUUCGAGAACAUUCAGAUGGAGAAUGUGAGGAAUUGCGCCAUUAUAGACCAGUACUACUGUACAAACAAGAAAUGUGUUAACCAAACGUCAGCUGUGUAUGUUAGAGACAUAUCUUUCAGAAACAUAAAGGGGACAUACGAUGUGAGAAGCCCUCCGAUUCAUUUUGCUUGCAGUGACAGUGUUGCUUGUGCCAAUAUAACAAUGUCGGAUGUGGAGUUGUUUCCGUUUGCAGGGGAAUUGAUUGAUGAUCCAUUUUGUUGGAAUGCUUAUGGGGUACAGGAGACUCUGACAAUCCCUCCGAUUAAUUGUUUACUGGAUGAAAGUUACGAGAAACUAUCCUCCUUGGCGGUGUUUAAUUACACCGUUUGGUUGAUUCCCAUGUUUGAAACAGAUUGCAUCUUGAUCAUGUGGGGUUGA